GAAGAUUUAAGUUUACUUUCUACCAGAUGAUUGAUUUAUCCAGUUUCUACAUCCUAAUUAUCAGGAUCCAGAUGAAAACCUCAUAAAAUAAAAGAGGAGACAACAUAAGUAUUUCUUCAAAUGAGACUUAUUUUAUAACACUGGAUAAAAUGAGAUGCUUGCGGAAACGUUCAGCAGUGUCAUUCUUAGGACUUCUUGUCAUUUGCCUUCUAUUCAUGAACUUGUACAUUGAAGAUGGGUAUGUCUUGAAGGGAGACAAACAGCUCAUUAGAGAAACAUCCACACAUCAACUGAAUUCAGAACGUUAUGUGCAUACUUUUAAAGAUUUAUCUAAUUUCUCAGGAGCCAUAAAUGUCACCUAUCGCUAUCUAGCUGGCACUCCAUUACCAAGAAAAAAGUACCUGACAGUUGGACUUUCAUCAGUCAAAAGAAAAAAAGGAAACUAUUUGCUUGAAACAAUCAAGUCUAUAUUUGAACAAUCCAGUUAUGAAGAACUGAAAGAAAUUGCAGUAGUGGUUCACCUAGCAGAUUUUGACUUACCUUGGUGUGACAGUAUGGUACGAGAUAUUACACAGAAAUUUGCUCACCACAUUAUUGCUGGACGUUUAAUGGUCAUACAUGCUCCUGAGGAAUAUUACCCAAUCCUGGAUGGCCUUAAAAGAAAUUAUAAUGAUCCAAAUGACCGAGUUAAGUUUCGAUCCAAACAGAAUGUGGAUUAUGCUUUCCUUCUUAAUUUUUGUGCCAAUAUUUCAGAUUAUUAUGUAAUGUUAGAAGAUGAUGUUCGAUGUUCAAAAAAUUUCUUGUCUGCCAUUAAGAAAGUGAUUACAUCGCGAGAAGGCUCUUACUGGGUGACUCUGGAAUUUUCCAAGCUGGGCUACAUAGGAAAACUCUACCACUCUCAUGAUCUCCCACGAUUGGCACAUUUUUUGUUAAUGUUUUACCAGGAAAUGCCUUGUGAUUGGCUACUAAUUCAUUUUCGGAGUCUCUUGGCUCAAAAGGAUGUUAUGCGCUUUAAACCUUCUCUGUUCCAACAUAUAGGCUAUUAUUCCUCAUACAAAGGAGCAGAGAACAAAUUAAAAGAUGAUGACUUUGAAGAGGAUUCAUUUGACAUCCCUGACAAUCCACCUGCAGAACUAUAUACAAAUAUGAAUGUAUUUGAAAAUUAUGAUGCAAGCAAAGCAUAUAGCAGUGUUGAUGAGUACUUUUGGUCCAAAGCACCUGCAGUAGGAGAUUAUUUUGUAAUUGUAUUUGAGAAACCCAUUAAUAUUAGCAAAAUUAAAGUGAGUACUGGAACAGAAGACCGACAGAAUGACAUUUUGCAUCAUGGAGCUCUGGAAGUUGGGGAAAACAUAGGAUGGAGCAAAAAGGGAAAACAAUGUGCCACUUACUUGAGACUAGGGGAAUUCCAAAAUGGAAACUUUGAAAUGGCAGAUGUGAAGCACAAAAUUCCAUUUGAUAUUCACUGUAUAAGAAUACUUGCCACCAGAACACAAAAAGAAUGGCUGAUCAUCAGGAGUGUUAGUAUUUGGACUUUUCAGCCAGUAAAUCAAUGACUCUAUGUUCCUGAACCAGGUCUUCUUUUUUAAUAGGGGAGUGCUACUGUCAAUUGGGUAGCACCAGGUACUAUUCCCCAACAGAUGACUUAAUUUUAUUAAAAAUGAAAAUCUGGGACAUUGAAAAACAAACAAAAGCAAUUUAUUUUUUACUAGUUCAGCCAGGCAAUAUAUAAACAUUAGUUUGUUGGUAUGUUUUGAAUUUUAUAGUAAAAAAAAAAGUUUUCAUCCAUGUCUUUGAAUCUCUCAAAUCCCUCUUUAUUGUUAUCCUUGGAUUUUCAAGAGAAGACAAUGCUUGAUAAGAAAAAUCCUCAUCCAAAUUGGUAGCUUUGAUUAAACAUUGUCAAAAUAAUUUGACUUCAUUAUAUCUGUGUAUUAAAGUUGAUGAAAGUUGAUACUUUUAUGCCAUGGUUAAUGUUGCUUUCAUUUUAAAUACAGUUUUAAUAAUGUAAUCUUAUUAGUGUAUUGCCAGUUGUAUUUGAAUGCCAAAAGAAAUGAUAUGGAUUAAUAUGAUAUAUUUGAAAUGUGAAGACUGAUAUGCUAAUUUAGUUGGACAAUGAUUAUUGAAAAAUAAUGGUUGACAGUGUGUUUGAUUCUGUAUUAGAACCUGGGUCCAGUUUGUUCACCAAAUGGUAUAUGUUAAGCAUUUGUGUCAAGAAGAAUGUUGGAGGUAGUUUGAAUGAUAAUUUGAUUUCCCUGGGGAACUUAAGUUCCUAAGUGUCUCAAAUAUAUCUAUCCCUCAUCAAUCAUAUCUGAAAUGAACAAUGUCACUAAGAAGCAAGUAUUUAUAGACGAGUUCCAAUGGGGUUUGGAAAAACCCUUCCCAAUGACUUGUAUUAAUGGAAAAAAUAAUUUUCAUGACACUCUUUUUAAAAAAAAAUGAUAUUGACACAUAAUAAGCCUCUAAAUAGUGCCAAUAAAAGAGCUCAGGACUUGGAG
Molecule: messenger RNA, 2492 nt
Organism: Sarcophilus harrisii (Tasmanian devil)
Lineage: Eukaryota; Metazoa; Chordata; Mammalia; Dasyuromorphia; Dasyuridae
Gene: MGAT4C
Product: MGAT4 family member C
Exons: 4
Coding region: 150-1553 (467 amino acids)
Biological process (GO): protein N-linked glycosylation
Molecular function (GO): acetylglucosaminyltransferase activity
Source: RefSeq, a predicted model, not a curated record